This is a messenger RNA of Entrophospora sp. SA101, 1278 nucleotides long. The record is from the annotation of a GenBank genome assembly. NCBI's taxonomy places the organism in Eukaryota, Fungi, Glomeromycota, Glomeromycetes, Entrophosporales, Entrophosporaceae.
AUGUUCACAGCCAAUGAAAAUUUCAAACAAAAUCCUUCUUCCAAAGAAUUUGUCAAGGUUAUUGGUACAAGUUUUGUUUUGAAUGAUAAAAAUUUGUAUGUUGUUGGAGCUAAUUAUUGGCAAGCAAUGAAUCUUGGAAUGUCAAAUAAAACAAGAGUUUUAAAAGAUUUGGAGGUAUUGAAAAAACAUGGAAUAAAUUGUGUUAGAAUUAUGGCCGGAAGUGAAGGGCCAGACGGUGAACCAUAUAGAAUGCGUCCAGCAUUGAUGAAUUCACCGGGGGUAUAUAAUGAAGAAGUUUUUCAAGGACUUGAUUGGUUCUUGGAUCAAUUGAGAAAAUAUGAUAUUACAGCAAUAAUGACAUUAUCAAAUUAUUGGCAUUGGUCUGGUGGCUUUGCACAAUAUGUUAAUUGGAUAGAUAAAACCACGCCAAUACCAUAUCCAAAGUGGGGAUCAGAAUUUUUAGAUUUUGAAGAAUAUGCAGCAAGAUUUUAUUCAGAUGAAAAGAUUCAAAAGGAAUGUCAACAAUUAUAUCUAAACCAUGUUGAAACUGUUAUUAAUCGCCGUAACAUGAUUAAUGGUGAAUUUUAUCGAGAUGACCCUGUUAUUUUUGCAUGGGAGCUUGCUAAUGAACCACAACCUCCGAUUUACCAAGGAACCAAUGAUAAACAUCAUCAUGAAAUAUUUUUUAAUUGGAUUGACUCUACUGCAAAUUUUAUUAAAUCCUUGGAUCCUAAUCAUUUAGUAUCUACAGGAGUUGAGGGUAAACAUGGGAAAGAUUGGUUUAUCACAAGUCAUCGUAGCAAACAUAUAGAUUUUACCAGUGCUCAUGUUUGGGUUGAAAAUUGGGGUUAUUAUAAUUCGAGUGAUCCAAGUGAAGAAAAUUAUCAAAAAGCUGAAAAUUUUAUGAUUGAAUUUCUUGAGAAUACUAGUGAUUGGUCCACUAACAUAUCAAAUAAACCGAUUUUAUUAGGAGAAUUUGGCAUGGCAAGAGAUGGAUGGAAAGAUAUUUCAAAAUAUGAUCCACGUGCCACAACAAAAAAUAAGGAUAGAUAUUUCAAAGCAAUUGCUGAUAAGGUUUUGCAAUUAGAAAAACAAAAAAGAUUUUCAGGUCUUGCAUUUUGGGCAUUUGCUGGAUUAGCCAGACCAACUGAUUCAAUACCACAAUGGUUAGGUGAUCCACCGCAUGAACCCCCAGGAUGGUAUUCUGUCUACGAUACUGACCAAAGUACAUUAAAUAUUUUUGCCGAACAUGCUCGUAAUGUUGAUUUGAUUGAAUGA